AUGUCAUCUUCGGGUGGGUACGUAGGACAGUCAGGGAAUCAGGUGCCAAUUAUUCCGAAUACAAUUUCCCCAUUUUAUCAAAUUCCACCGUCAAUAAGUGGUGUUCAAUCGAAUGCGUACGCGCCUGCAGUGUCGUUUACGUCCGCGCACCCGGACUUACAACUGGGUCCAAAUGCUCAGCAGCUUGCAGCUCGUCAUGUGGUCCCAAAAGAGCUUCCAGUGUUCGGAGGCAAUCCUGCGGAAUGGCCCCUGUUUUGGAGUAGCUACAAUACUUCAACGCAGAUGUGCGGGUACACCGAAGCAGAAAAUCUCCUCCGUUUGCAACGCAGUUUGAAAGGUGAAGCAAGAAAAGCAGUGAACAGUUUUUUGCUACACCCUUCGAACGUGGGUGAUAUUAUGUCGACACUAAGCACAUUGUAUGGCCGUCCCGAUAUCAUCAUUAACACGCUGUUAAACGAUGUCAGGAGUACCCCAACGCCGAAACCAGAAAAACUUGAUUCUCUGGUAAACUUUGGUUUGGUAGUUCGCAAUCUCUGUGCACAUCUAGUGUCAACUGGGCAGCAAAUGCAUUUGGCCAACCCGAUUCUGCUCCAAGAGCUGGUCGACAAACUGCCGGCCAAUAUCAAAUUGGGGUGGGCGAUGCAUAAGCAGUCAAUAGCGGUAGCAGAUCUUCGAGCGUUUGCAAAUUACAUGAACGUCAUCAUCAGUGCAGCUAGCAGUGUAUCGAGUGGGGUUACAGAAAGUACCAAGGCGGACCGACAGAAAGGGAAGGCGUUCGUCAAUUCCGUUCGUUCGGAAUCUUGUGGUCGGAAUGAUCAACGUCAUCCCGAAAAGGUCACUGGUAGGGGUAAAAGUGUGAUGGAUUCAAAGUCAACGGAUCCUCCUAAAGUGCGCCCCUGUGCAGUGUGUCAAGUACAUGGGCACAAACCAAAAGAAUGUCCGAUCUUCAAGGCGAAAACACUUGGUGAACGCUGGAAGGCCGUGCAAGAUGCACAUCUGUGCAAACGUUGUCUAUACCCUCAUGGAAAGUGGCCAUGCAAGGCUGCUGGUUGUGGGACAAAUGGAUGCCAACAAAAUCACCACAAAUACCUCCAUCCCGGUAAUCCAAACGUCGGAAAUGGCUCGAGUGAGAAUGUAUCAAAUUCGACUACAGGGGUAGUAACGGUGCAUCAACAUAUGCAGCACAGAGUCCUGUUCCGCGUCAUUCCGGUCAGUCUUCACGCCCAUGGGAAAUCGGUGCAUACCUUUGCCUUCUUGGAUGGCGGUUCGGAUUCAACGUUAUUAGAAGACUCCAUUGCCAAGAAACUUGGGGUCACUGGAGCUGUGUUUCCUCUCUGUAUGCAGUGGACUAAUGGUGUGAGGCGUACUGAAGAAGAAUCAAGAAGAGUGAUGCUGGAGAUUUCCGGUAACAACGGCAAUCGUUUUAUGAUGAAAGAUGUCCACACUGUCUCUAGUUUAGAUCUGCCACGACAAACAAUUGACUUCGAAGAACUUCAAACAAAAUUCCCUUAUUUGAAAGGACUCCCAAUCGCAAGUUAUGAUGAUGCUACUCCGGGAAUAUUAAUUGGACUGGACAACACCAAGCUGAAGACGACGUUGAAGCUUCGUGAAGGAAGCGGAAGUCAACCUGUGGCGGCGAAAACUCGUCUAGGAUGGCUGCUGUACGGAAGGUCUGGAGAAUCGGAUUUAAAACUGGUCCACCGAGUACUGCACGCAUGCAAUCGGUCAACGAAUGAAGACCUUCAUGAGCUCGUCAAAUCGUUUUUCACUGUCGAAGGUUCUGGUGUAGAAUCUAACGAAAUGGUAGAAUCACCUAGCGAAAAACGGGCACGGAAAAUAUUGGAGGAUACCACGGUUCGGACCGAGUCGGGAAAGUUUCAAACAGGGCUGUUGUGGAGGUACGACUUGGUGGAGUUUCCGGACAGCAAACCAAUGGCGGAGCGGAGGUUGCAGUGCCUUGAAAGACGACUAUCAAAGGACCCAACGUUGUACGACAAGGUGAGGGAACAAAUUGAUGACUAUCUGUCCAAGGGUUACACCCAUAAAGCAACAGAACGGGAGUUGAAAGAUACCGUGCAAAAUCAGACAUGGUAUCUACCAUUGGGUGUAGUAGUAAACCCUAAAAAGCCGGAAAAGGUUCGAGUUGUCUGGGACGCUGCAGCAACGGUAAAAGGAGUUUCGCUGAAUUCCGUUCUGCUGAAAGGGCCGGAUUUUCUACAGUCCUUACCAACGGUACUUUGUCGAUUUAGACAGAGGGAGGUGGCCAUCAAUGCGGAUAUCAAGGAGAUGUUCCACCAAGUGAUUAUCAGACCGGAGGAUCGUCAGGCACAACGAUUUCUGUGGCGGAAAAAUCCGUCGGAGCAAACGGAAGUGUUUGUUAUGGACGUCGCCAUAUUUGGAGCUACGUACUCCCCAAGUUCUGCGCAGUUUGCGAAGAAUAGAAAUGCAGUUGAAUUGUCCAGAGAGUUUCCUCGAGCUGCAACCGCGGUUUUGGAGAACCACUAUGUGGACGACUAUCUCGAUAGUGUCGAUAGCGUCUACGAAGCAGUGGAGCUUGCAAGAGAAGUCAAAACGUUACAUCAACACGCCGGAUUUGAACUCCGACACUGGUUGUCCAAUAGUGUGGAUGUGUUGAAGCAAAUCGGAGAAAAACCGUCAGAAACUCCGAAAAAUUUCGUGAUGGGCAAGAACGUUGGGACUGAGAGAGUAUUGGGGUUGAGUUGGUUGCCGCACGAAGACAUCUUUACGUUCGCAAUACAGUUCCGCGAAAAUCUGAAGAGGUUGCUGGACGGGAAUACGUAUCCCACCAAAAGAGAGUUGUUGAGCCUGGUUAUGAGUAUUUUCGACCCUCUUGGAUUGGUAGCUAACUUUGUGAUACACGGAAAAAUUCUUGUUCAAGAAGUUUGGAGAUCCGGCAGCACUUGGGACGACAAAAUUCCAGAGUUACUGUUUGCGUCGUGGAGUCGUUGGGUACGGGCACUACACAGCCUGGAGCAAGUACGAAUACAAAGAUGUUAUUUUCCCGGAUAUGGUCCAGAAGCCUUGAAAACACUAGAAUUGCACGUUUUGUAG
Molecule: messenger RNA, 3072 nt
Organism: Armigeres subalbatus
Lineage: Eukaryota; Metazoa; Arthropoda; Insecta; Diptera; Culicidae
Exons: 1
Coding region: 1-3072 (1023 amino acids)
Source: RefSeq, a predicted model, not a curated record